UUACAGUGAACAUGUGAACGCGCUGCUCUUGUAAAAAAUGCCACAUUGGCUGUAACUAUUCAAAAUAAACAUAAAUAAUAAUAAACAUAAAAUAGUUCGGUGAAUGAUAGUUUUAAAGUUUAAGCCAGUGACGCUUCUAACCUGUUCGUAGUAGCCCGUUUACUCGUCGAGAUAAAGCAUGGACUGUCCAGACGAGGAGUUCGAGGUGAACAUGAAGCCGUCGAAGCGACUUCGCAUCGUACAAAAUGGAGCAGAAAAAAGCCUUACUGCACCUAAAAGACAGGAGCAGCGGCAGUGUGCAGUGGACGUGAGUAUCAUCAUGCCCGUGUACAACGCCUCCUGUUGGCUAGAUGAGUGUCUGCAAGCAAUAUUUGCCCAAGACUUCACUGGAAUUAUGGAACUAUCCGUUUUUGAUGACGCCAGCACUGAUGAUUCCAGAAAAGUAGUGGACGCUUGGAGGGAGAAGUUCGAGGGAAGGGGGAUCUCGGUGGUGAUCAGUGGCCACAACUCGGACCAACCAAGAGGAGUGGGAUAUGCAAAGAAUAAGGCAGUAGCACAGAGCUGUGGAAAAUACUUGUGCUUUCAGGAUGCGGAUGACAUCAUGUUACCCCAAAGAGUUCGGCUGCAGUUUGAGGCGUCUGUACUCCACUCAAGCUCUUUGAUAGGCUGUAGAGUUCGGAGGCUUCCAGAGGGAUCCACGGAACGCUACACCCGCUGGAUCAACACAAUCACUCAAGAUCAACUCCUUACACAAGUCUAUACAUCACAUGGACCAACAGUCAUCAUGCCGACAUGGUUCUGCUCAAGAGACUGGUUCUCAACUGUUGGAUGGUUCAGCGAGGAGAGCAAGGGAGUCCCCGAGGACUUGAUCUUCUUUUACCAGAGUCUUCGUCAAGGAGGUCUUGUGACCAGAGUUGACCACUGCUUGGUGGUGUACCGUUAUCACGAGAAGGCCACCACACACUCCGUGAAAGAGGAAACCAUUUGGAACCUGCGAGUUGGAUUCCUUCAGGAGAGAGUCAUUUGCCAAUGGGAGAGCUUCACCAUAUGGAAUGCUGGGAAACAGGGCCGCAAGCUGUACCGAUGCCUUAACGCCACUAAUCAGAAGAAAGUCAAAGCUUUCUGUGAUGUGGACAAGAACAAGAUUAAUAAGGGCUUUUACACAUAUGAGGACUCCAAGGAACGACCAAAGCCAAAAAUCCCUGUCCUGCACUACAAAGAUGUGUCGCCUCCUUUUAUCAUCUGUGUCAAACUGGACAUGACAGGUGGCGUUCUAGAGGAAAACCUCAACUCGUUACAGAUGAAAGAAGGAAUAGACUUCUUCCAUUUCAACUGACUGCUCGGAGGAACGUCAUAGACAGAAGCUAGUAUGUUACUGUUUGACAAAAUUCAUCGCAGGAUCAUAUUUUAAACACACGUACAUCCUUCCAUCCAUUUUUUUGUGGCCAAAUCGUAUUCAGAGGUCAGAGAAGCUGAAGUCUAUCUGAGCUGAAUUAGCCUAAGAAGUGGUAUACACAAGGCUGCACAAACAGACAGCCAUUCACACUCACAUUCAAACCUGUGGCCAAUUUAGAGUCUUCAAUGACCCUAAAAUACUUGUUGCUUUUUACUAGAAUGUUAUUAUUGAUAAUUUGUAAGACUGGCCGAUUAAUUGAUUGAUUCAUUUGAGUUUAUUUGUCAGGACAAUUUUCUUGUAAUCAAUAUUUUCUUAGCACAAGUGUAGUUCAAAGAAAGUUCGCUGCUUGCACAAACAACAUGGAUGCGGGGAACAGUGAGGAGCUAGUAUACAAAGCACAGUCAGUGCCAACUUAGCGAUUUGGUCACAAUAUUUAGUGACUUCGGACCACUCUCGUGACCAUAAAAAAAAAAAAAAAAACUAGCGAGUUUAUUCACUCUAAGAAACAGACAAAAUGAGGGGAACCAUUUUCACAUUGUUUUCCAAAGGUCAAGAAAGAAGCCUGGUGGAAAGGAACCGUGGAGUCAAUUGCUCUGAACAUCGCCCAUUUAUAUGUUGCAAAAGCAGUGACUUGGAAAAUUGCAAAUAUUUUGCUUUACCUGAGAAAAGGAGUGUGAAAGAGUUGGUGUGAUGUUACUCUUACAUACCAUAUGCACCAGCCGAGCCAUGCGGUAUGAUGACUCAUUCAUUGUAUGUUUAAGUGUUGAACAUUAGAAAUGUUAGUUUAUUAAGGAUUCUGUUUAUGUGCAGCACAUGUUAACAAAAAGGAUAUUUUCCAAGAAAAAAAAUUAUGUAUUUCGAUUGUUUCUGCAUGGCACGGUGAUCGACUGAUUUGCACGUCUGGCUCGCAGUUCUGAGGACACGGGUUCAAAUCCGGCCUUCCUGUGUGGAGUAUGCAUGCAUAUGCGUGGGUUUUCUCUGGAUACUCCGGUUUCCUCACACAUCCCAAAACCAUGCAGGUUAGGUUAAUGGCCAGCACGCCAGCGACCCUAGCGAGGAUAAGCGGUACGGACAAUGGAUUGAUGGAUGGAUCUGUUGUUUCUGUGGCGGUCAAUGCAAGUUAGUGCUUGAGGAGGGGAUAAAGGCCAUAUAUUGCCCCGCCCCUUAGGAACAUCUAUCUAUCUGUCAGCCUAGGUAAUGAUAUGCUUAUGUUAGCACUAAGACUGAAAAUGUCUUUGUACGAACCGACUGGAAACAGUGCAAUGCAAUUUCAUGAUCCAUCCAUCCAUCCAUUUUGCUCCGCUUAACCGAGGUCGGGUCGCGGGGGCAUUAGUCUCAGCAGGGAAGCCCAGACUUUUCUUUCCCCAGUUGGAGAUCACCGCUUGAUAAAGCCAACAGAACCACAUCAUCUGCAAAAAGCAGAGAUGCAAUACUGAGGCCACCUCCUCUAUGCCUCGGCUGCGUCUAGAAAUUCUGACCAUAAAAGUUAUGAACAGAAUCGGUGACAAAGGGCAGCCUUGGCGGAGUCCAACCCUCACCGGAAACGAGUCCGACUUACUGCCGGCAAUGCAGACCAAACUCUGACACCGGUCGUACAGGGACCGAACAGCCCGUAUCAGGGGGUUCGGUACCACAUACUCCCGAACCUUUACAUGGUUUAUGUGAAUAAUGAUAUCUUUCUGGAGUAUCCGUUUCUUGCAAAUUUGCAGUGAUGAGACCAGUUUUGUGCAAAUGUGCAUGCAAAUUGGUUUACUUUUGGACAGAAGCCUGUCACCUUUUUGCAGUCUUUGCAUUAAACGACUCACUCCUGCUGCCUGACUAUCUAUGGUGGUUUUCUUAAUGGCAAACAGACAGAAAUUACUCUUUUUCAAGGGUGACCCUCCAAAGUCAUUCCUUCAUAUUUAGCUUAUUGGAGUACAACCAUUUUCUUAAAAGAUGACAUGAUGAUUACAGCUGUUGUUAAUAUUGAAGGAAUCAAAGGUCUGACCUGUACACUUGAACUUAUUAAUUUUGAAAGAUGUGAGGCAAUGAGUGUACUAUCAGAACAUUGAACUUACAAUGGGUGUGGCCUCCAUUUCUGAUGCAACCAAAAGGACACAUCUGCUCUAAACAUGGACACAGCCUGUGCUUGUUUAGCAUUCUGCAAGACUCCUAUAAAACAAUAUUCUCUCCAAGAGAGCACAGCUCUGAUGCGUAAACAUCACAAAAGUUUAUUUUACCUCACGGAGCGUGAAGAUUUUCUGCCUGGAGCCAAACAGACCUUUCACCACAAAUCUCCUUCAGUGUUCCUGUCUUUCUUUAAAUCUGCACUCUGCAACUUGGAGGGAGGCAGCAUCGCCAAACUACAGUACAGCAUUGUAUUCGAUGAAAGGGCACAACUGUUUGGACCCGAUAGUGCUAUUAGUUUACUGCAAGAUAGUCACGUUUGCUGAACACCCACAGCAACUAAGCAUUUACAGUUAGGUAAAUAAAACAAUAUGUGAUUAUGGGUGCGUGAAGGCCCGGUUUAGCAUCACCGGGGAGGUAACUCACAAUAUGGUGAUGUUCAGGCAGUCAUCAACUGCAAUGGAUUGUCAUCCAAGUGUUAAAAAUGGUGCUUAUCUACAAUGGUGUCACUUUGUCCGAAUACUGUACAUUUGAGCGCAUGAAAAUGAAUUAUAAUGUGCACAAAAGGGCAAAUGCAUCAAGAUUGUCCAAAUACUUCUGGACCUAACUGUAUGUGUUUUCUACACAUACUGUACCAUCAUGCCUUUGUAAUAUGCCUGCAACUAAAGAUUAGCAUCACCAUAGUUUAUCUUACCCUUAUUUUUUCAGGUAAUUGAUUCAUUGUUUGGUCUCAUCAAAAUAGUAAAACGAUGACUUUAGAAUAAAGAAAAUCAAAAGAUGUUUACAACCAAUAGUUUGGAACAAAUGUUGCGUCCUUUGAUUCGCAGUCACUCACCCCGUUCACAUAUUUGAUCGAGUAUGAUGCAUUUUGGCGGCACGGUGACCGACAGGUUAGAGCGUCAGCCUCACAGUUCUGAGGACCCGGGUUCAAUCCCCGGCCCCGCCUGUGUGGAGUUUGCAUGUUCUCCCCGUUCCUGCGUGGGUUUUCUCCGGGCACUCCGGUUUCCUCCCACAUCCCAAAAACAUGCAUUAAUUGGAGACUCUAAAUCGCCCGUAGGUGUGACUGUGACUGUGAGUGCGAAUGGUUGUUUGUUUGAAUGUGCCCUGCGAUUGGCUGGGAACCAGUUCAGGGUGUACCCCGCCUCCUGCCCGAUGACAGCUGGGAUAGGCUCCAGCACGCCCGCGACCCUAGUGAGGAGAAGCGGCUCAGAAAAUGGAUGGAUGGACAACGUCCUAACGUCAUUGGAAUUCGGGUUGUACUUCACCCACACCGAAAUUUUCGAGCACAGGUGUCAAACUCAAGGCCCCAGGGCCAAAUCUGACCCGCCAAGUCAUUUUAUGUGGCCUGCGAAAGCAAAUCAUCUGCGUCAACUUCCAUGAUUAUUGCUCAAAUUCUCAUAAAAUAAUAAUAAAUAGUAGUGUUGAGACAUUGCAAGCAUGUUCUGUUUAUGGUAACUUGAACAAUAGUUGAACAAACUAUUAUCCUUGACUUCUGAUUUCAAAACUAGGUAUCCAUCAAUUUGUAGAAAUAAUUAAGUGACUAAACAUUUAUAUGGUUUCACAGUCAACGGCCCUCUGAGGGAAACCGUGACUACAAUGUAUUCCGCGACAAAAAUGAGUUUGACACACCUGCUUUAGAGCAUGAUUCGACAGAACGGCAGCAUGUUUACACACAACCUUAGGCCACAUAACGUUUUGUUGUCUGCUUGCGAGCCGUAUCGUGUUAAAUGUACGUGAACAUACCUCAAGCAAACCUUAAACGAACGUUCUCUCCUGAGAACGUUCUUAUAAUACAGUCGCCGCGAUCCACUCUUGUUGUCGUCCCCACGGUAGUGUAUCCAGUCACAUUUAAGUUGACAAAACAAAGCCCAAUGAUCGUAAAAAACGGGAUGUGGUGGAAUCGGAAUACAAGAUUUUAUUGGAGUAGUCUGACAUAGUGCAAUCGUGAAAGAGCAAACGUGUCUUGUAGUCAUUACGUGUUGUCUGUCCCACACCGCCGACAUAUUUUUUUAUUUUUUUUAAUACCUUAAUUGGCUGUCAGAUAUUUACAGUACUAUGUCAAAAGGCUAAAGGCUAGAAAUAAACUAGCUUUUGGAUUCAAAUAUACUGUGCACGAUAGCGACGCGGAGUAAAUGUCUUUUGUGGAGCCGAUCGGAUCGGCAAAUUAUGACAUUAAAGCCGAUCAGCAUAAAAUGCUAAAUAUCGGCCAAUACCGAUCAGGCCGAUCAGAUCGGUGUAAAGUCUAAUCGCUACAGAAUGUUUGUAGAGGCUCCAUGUUUUUGGCUGAGCUCACUUGUCUUAGCUAGCACCAGUAUCAGAGACCUGUCUAUCGUUCUAAACAUCCAGGUCCACUCUUUAGUUGCAGUCGAAUGGCAUGCCUAUUUGCUUGGCCACACUAUGUUCAAUGGUGGGAAUACUAUUAAAGUCAAACAUUCUGCCGCAAAUAAUGCAAAAUGUUUUAAGAGCACCUGAUAGCCGCACCCUUUCUCAACUGAUUGAAGUCAAUCAAAGAACGUAAUUUGGUGUCCACUUGGAGCACGUGUGUUUUUCCCAGCCUAAACGUUUAUUGGUCCCAUAAUUAACAACUAUUUGCACAAUAAACUCAUGGAAAGAAAAGCAAGGGUGUGGCAAGAAUAAGACACACUAACAAAUAACAAUGGAGGAGAAAGAGGGUCUGGUAUGUUUACUUCUCGACAUGGGGCUGUUUGCUAUGGUGAGAAGACGAAUUUUCAUAGAGGAGACUGAUGGGCAGCAAGAAAAAGAAAAAAAAAACGAGGCUGGGGUACAGUAAUACUGAAGCAAACGGCUAAGGCACAGAGACUGGAAGAUAAUGUUUCUGUGUUUAUUUGUUUUCAUUUUUGUGACAUGUAUCCUCAAAUGUUACAGCGUUGGGGCGAUGAGAGGCUUAUGUCACGCAUGCGGGAUCAGCCUGGCAGACCUGCAACCCUGGUUAACCAAGUACUAGAACUCGUACCUGCUCCUGCUAUGGUUUUGUCAGUGGAAUGUCACGUUUCCCUGUGAGACAUGUCGGUAUCUGUAGCUGCACUACAAACGUAUAACAUAAAAUUGACUUGGUCUCAUCUAUUCAGUACAUAAAUCUGCCAGUGACACUAUAUAUUUUAGAGUAACAAAGCAAUGCCACUUGUUUGAGUAAGACCUUGCUCUGUCUAAGUCCCCUCUACCCUCCGUCAUGAUAAAGCACUUGGUUGAUGAUCACAAUGAACCCUAAUGGAGAAUCUAUGAAAAAGAGCCAAGUCGAGAGAAAACAUAGCUUUACUCUGUGUUUACACUCCAUCUCUCUGCAGACAUUAGUCCUGAUAACACACACACACACAGACACAAUAAUUGACACUGACCCCAGAGGCCUCUGGCCAAAUAAACCUGCACCAAGCAGGGCAACAGAUAAGAGUUGGGUGUGUUUGGGUGAAGAGCGCUUGUAGAGGUCAGACACUGAAGGCCUUUUAACACAUUCCUUUGUUUCCCAGUCUGUUCUUUUCCUCACGCUAUGCUAACCUGCAAGGCCAAAGCACACAAGCACAUGGUCUGAUGACAUCUGCCUUUCUGAUGUUUCAACAUGAAUCUUCGUAUUGGGCCGACAAUAACUACAAAAAGAAAAGAAUCGUGAUCUAUUGUUGAAAUUCUUCUGUGACACGUUAGAAACUCCCUACAGAGGACACAAGGUUUUGUGUUGCACAUUAGUGGUUCGGUCAUUAAUAAUUAGCUUAGUAGUGAUUGUGUUGAUUAUCCAAGCGACAAAGUCAGAAGGUGAAGACGAAAAAUCAAUGAAAGUAAAUGUCGAACACUGAGAAAAGUUGUCUGUGACAAAUUAGUGAACAGAACACAAAAGUAUUGCCACGUAGUGGAAAAAUAUGUGUAACACUUUUACUAAUAUGUAAAAGGAAUAUCCCUGAACUGUUUUGAAUGCAAGUCUGCUAUUUUUGUUGAGUUUCUUACUAUUUUGGUAUCCAUUUAUGUCCAUCUUCCGCAUAAGUGUAUUAAGUUACUACAACUACAAUAAAGGUGCCCUUGAGCCGGGUACUCAAGCUACAUGUGGACCACUAAAACUCAGAUGCCCCCUCUGGGAA
Messenger RNA from Phyllopteryx taeniolatus (common seadragon), 7587 nucleotides. It is a transcript of the gene b3gntl1, whose product is annotated as UDP-GlcNAc:betaGal beta-1,3-N-acetylglucosaminyltransferase-like 1. Lineage: Eukaryota; Metazoa; Chordata; Actinopteri; Syngnathiformes; Syngnathidae. The transcript has 12 exons. The record is from RefSeq and is a predicted model, not a curated record. The coding region runs from base 179 to 1336 and encodes 385 amino acids.